This is a messenger RNA of Megalops cyprinoides (Indo-Pacific tarpon), 4780 nucleotides long. It is a transcript of the gene fhip2a, whose product is annotated as family with sequence similarity 160 member B1. NCBI's taxonomy places the organism in Eukaryota, Metazoa, Chordata, Actinopteri, Elopiformes, Megalopidae. The coding region runs from base 97 to 2301 and encodes 734 amino acids. The record is from RefSeq and is a predicted model, not a curated record. The transcript is spliced from 17 exons.
ACCUCCAAUCUGGAUCGCAGCGGUAGUAACAGAAAGAAGAAGAUAGAGGAGUUCUCUAAGUCUUCUCGGGAGAAGCUGCUUCAGUCCAAAAAUAAGAUGUUUUCCAAAUUCACCUCCAUCCUGCAGCACGCAGUCGAGGCGCUGGCGCCUUCACUGCCACUUCAGGAGGACUUUGUCUACCACUGGAAGGCCAUCACGCAUUACUACAUAGAAACAUCAGAUGACAAGGCGCCCGUGACAGACACCAACAUCCCCUCACACCUGGAGCAGAUGCUGGACAUCCUGACCCAGGAGGAGAGUGAGCGAGAGUCGGGCGAGACGGGGCCCUGCAUGGAGUACCUGCUGCACCACAAGAUCCUGGAGACCCUCUAUACCCUGGGCAAGGCCGACUGUCCCCCAGGAAUGAGGCAGCAGGUGCUGGGCUUCUACACCAAGCUGCUCGGGAAGAUCCGCCAGCCCCUCCUGCCCCACAUCAACGUCCAUAGACCUGUACAGAAACUGGUGCGUCUGUGUGGGGAGGUUCUGGCCGCUCCCACAGAGAACGAGGAGAUCCAGUUCCUCUGCAUUGUCUGCGCCAAACUCAAGCAGGACCCCUACCUGGUCAACUUCUUCCUGGAGAACAAGGUGAAGACAGGGGCCUCUGGGGGUCCUGGGGCUGAGGGUUCGAUGGGUGAAGCUGCUGAAGCAAGCGAAGCCUCAUCUCCAGACACCGGCCAACCACAGGGUGCAGGGGACCUGAGGGAGGAGCCUCCGAGCCCAGCCCAGUCCAACCACAACCAGAGCUACAACCUAGUCAACUCCCUGCUCAACCUCACCAAGAGUCCGGACGGGCGUGUCGUGGUUAAGGCGUGUGAGGGGCUGAUGCUGCUGGUCAGUUUGCCAGAACCGGCGGCCGCCAGGUGUCUGACAGAGAACACGGCACUGUGUGAGGUGCUGACCGAGCGUCUGAGCACCUUCUACCGCGCCCUGCCGCCUGCCCUGGACCCUCUGGACAUCGAGACUGUGGAGUCUGUCAACUGGGGGCUGGAUGCAUAUAACCUGAAGGAGGAUGCAGCGGCGUUUAUGGGGAAGAGGGCGCUCAUCUCCUUCCUGUCCUGGCUGGACUACUGUGACCAGCUCAUCAAAGAGGCGCACAAGACGGCGGCCGCGGUGCUGGCCCGAGCGGUCCGGGAACGCUUCCUCCUGACGGUUCUGGAGCCCCAGCUCAUGCAGACCUCGGAGAAGGGCAUCCUGAUCUCGACGGCGCUGCUGAACCGGAUCAUUCGGCAGGUGACCUCGGACGCGCUGCUGCAGGAGACCGUCUACUUCCUGCUGGGGGAGGAGCGAGGGGCGGAGACUCCCGCCGGAGUCAGCAGCGUCCCGCUCAGACACAGGCUCAUCGAGCACUGCGACCACCUAUCAGAUGAGAUCAGCAUCAUGACGCUGCGGCUAUUUGAGCAGCUGCUGCAGAAGCCCAGCGAGCACAUCGUUCACAGUCUGGUGCUGCGCAACCUGGAGGAGCGCAGCUACGCCGAGAACAAGGGCCCUGAGGAGAGAGAGGCCACCGAGAACGGCCAGCCACCCGAGGCCGUUGACCUGGAGGAAGACCCGUUGUUCACAGACCUGUCCCCGGACACUAGGCUGUCCAGCCCUGACUGGCUGAGUGCCUCUCCCCCUCAGAGCCCCGACCACGGAAAGACUGAGGGGAAGACCGAGGUGCACAAGAUCGUCAACAGUUUCCUCUGUCUGGUCCCUGAUGAGGCCAAGUCCUCUUACCAUGUAGAGGGCACAGGUUACGACACCUACCUGCGAGACGCACACAGACAGUUUCGGGACUACUGCGCGGUGUGUAUGAGGUGGGAGUGGCGCGGCACCCCCAAACCCUUUGAGAAGUGUAACCUGGACAGCCCCUUCUUCGAGGGGCAUUUCCUCAAGGUCCUCUUCGACAGGAUGGGGCGCAUCCUGGAUCAGCCCUACGAUGUGAACCUGCAGGUGACGUCUGUGCUGUCCAAGCUGGCUCUCUUCCCUCACCCUCACCUGCACGAGUACCUGCUGGACCCCUACAUCAGCCUGGCACCUGGCUGCCGCUCCCUCUUCUCCGUCAUCGUCAGGGUGGUGGGAGACCUGAUGCUGAGAAUCCAUCGCAUCCCGGACUUCACCCCCAAACUCUUGCUGGUGAGGAAGAGGCUGCUGGGUAUGGAGCCUGAAGGCCCUGGCAUUGAUCAUGUGACCCUGCUGGAAGGUGUGAUCGUGCUGGAGGAGUUCUGCAAAGAGUUGGCGGCUGUGGCCUUUGUCAAAUACCACGCCUCCACGUCCCCGUAGGAGCCAAUCAGACGCGAGCCCUCUCAGACACCAAGCUGGACACCACGGGGGACGAGGGGAUGGGGUUUGUGGGUUAGGCACAUCUUUCAGGGUGGGGCUGGGGGAGGGGCGGCGCUGUCUGACACACAUCCCAGGGGCUGCUGGGAAACAGCAGCCGCAGGAAGUGGGCGGGUCUGACGCUGCAAGGACUUCCUGCGAGAAAGUUUCUCUUCAGCAUGUGUCCUCCUCAUCCUGUACACAGAAGGGAACUGGCCUCUACUCUCUCAACAUUGUAAUUUCCCGCGUACUUUUAAAAUGUCCCAACUGAAAGACAGGUCCUUUCCCUGGAGUUUCUCUCUGUAAAGGUGUUCUGAUGAGAGGUGAACUCCACUCUGAUUGCCUUCAUAUGCAAGAUUACUGCCUUCUCCAGAACUGAACCCUCACCCCUCAUUUUAUCUGCAAGACUUUGAAAAAGAGAUUUUUUACAAGGGAUCCCACUGACCGAGCAGGACAGAAUCAUUUAAAGAGGCCGUAGGAAGCACUGGCCUUCACAGCGCUAGGCUAACGGGGAAGCUAAACAGAGGCUGCGUUAGCGGUGACAGUGUUCUGGACCUACAUGCAGCACGUAGCGCUACUGCACAUUAACACUCAGAUACUGACACCUGUGGAGGCUCGUGCUGGCCCUGCGCUUUGGGGAGUGGAUGGAGGGCUUGGCUCAGCAAACCUAAGACUGCUUUUUACCACAGCUGAACUCAGAUUUAAGGAACCUGGAGAGAGUCAGUUUGCACUCCUCAGACACUGACUCGCUCAGUUCAGCUCCAACAACUUGAAGAACGGAGCUGUUCUAACACUCUCUCUGUCUGUUUUUAAGAGGACUUUCUUCCUGUUUAAUUUAUCCCAGUACUCUUGUGUUGUCUGUGCCUUGGAAGUGGUUUUAAGUAUUACUUUUAGAGUUUAAUUCCUGGGGGUUGUGGAGAAUGUUAUGUAUGAGGGGACACAGGGUUUGUGUCAUUUGUGUGUAAAAAUGGCUGUGUGUUGGUGUUCAAUUGCUUUUCUGCUCCUUUAUGUUACAGGAAUCGGUUUUUACUUUCUUAUUGUGAGGGUCUGUGGCCCUGUGGUCACUCGCCAUGAGGUUCUGUAUUUGAGAAGCUUCUUAAAAAAAAAAAGCGGACCUGAGUGCAGUCUUCAUCUGAUCUGCAGUGUCUUUCCAGAAAGCCAGCGAGACUGAGAUCAGUGGUGUUUUACAAGGACAAACGUCACCACGGUCAUGAGGUUGUGGUCCUCAGUUUCCUGUAUAAAAGAGCGAGUCUCCACCCCCAGUGUCUGCGUGAGGCGUGAUACCUAAAGUAUUAGCUAAGCAUUGCACAUAGUUUCCACUGUCCUGUUCCAGCCCUGUCCCGCUGAGCAUACCUUUAACACAUCAGCCAUUAUGUGUUUUUGUACUGUGCAUUAUUUUCACAAACCAAAAAAAAAUACUUAACAAGGGACAUAAAAUUUACCUGAGUGUUUGUCAGAAUGGGGGGAAAAAAAAGCUUGUGAUCAUAUUUUUAUUCAUGCACAUUUUAUACCAAGAGUUCACAGAAAAGCUUUGACAUACUUGUACAUAGAUAAAUGUAAAAUUGUAGGAGCGAUACUGACUCGGUAGUCUUAGUCAAAUGGUAAUGCAUGCGUGUAAAUGGGUUUUUCGAGGCUUUGUGUUACGUUAUUAAUGCAGAAUACUGUCAUUCCUCAUGUUACAGUAAUGCUGCUGCAUUUUCACUGGAGCGGUGGUGGCUGUCCGCUCCCUCAAACGCGUGCCCAUUCCCCACUGUGGGCACCUCCAGCCCCCCAUGCCUUACUGAACACCCCGACCCUGCAGGGCUUUGAGAACGCGGCAGCAGUGCUGUUGUGCUGGUGUUGUGUGAAUAUCCCUCACAUCCUCUGCCACCGUACAGAUGAAUCUAGCUCAUUUUGUUCAAUGACGCCUUGAGAUUGCUCUCUUUUUUUUUCUCUGUACAGUUUGGAUGUAGACCAACCACUGUUGAAGUCUGAGACGACUUUUUAUUCCACACUGUCAUUCAUGUAACAGACAUGCUGCUGGACUAGGGGGGGAUAGACGUAUCUGAUUGGCUGAUUGUUUCUUCUGUCCAUGAUAUGUACUCCACACAGUCUGCCUGUCUGUCAUUUCAGUAUUAAAUAAUUGGUUAUUUAUUUCAUCCUGUAAGAAAAAAAAGACUUUUCAAAUGAAUCUCUGUGUCGUGCUUCCAGAUUGUGUAAUACACAUAAUGCCAUCCACCAUCAACUGAAGAGGGUUGACACAUGUCUUUUUGCGUAUAAAGGAUGACAUACCCAAACUCCUUACCUUAUGCCACUUCACCCAGCGGCCGGCCCCCCUCCUGCGUUCAGAGAAAUAUCACAUCUGCACUUUAAACUGUCGGCCUUUCUCUGCCAGGUUUAGUACGUGUGCUGUCUGCGCACAGGGGUUUUCUGGAAACUGCCAGGAGAGCUGCUGGCUUCUCAU